This is a messenger RNA of Phragmites australis (common reed), 2181 nucleotides long. RefSeq lists its product as uncharacterized. The record is from RefSeq and is a predicted model, not a curated record. Bases 203 to 1732 code for a protein of 509 amino acids. The transcript is spliced from 3 exons. NCBI's taxonomy places the organism in Eukaryota, Viridiplantae, Streptophyta, Magnoliopsida, Poales, Poaceae.
CCCGUCGCCUUCGUCCUCCCGCACUCCCUUCCUUUCACUCCAACACAAGCGCCGGACCUCACUUCCCACUCCCCUUCUUCUACUCCACUCCUCACCGCACUCUCCAUGCCCUCCUCUUGAAGCAAAACUCGAUCUUUUUGCUAUAUUACUAGCCCAGUCGUCCUCCUCCCCUUCUUGGUCGCGGCGGCGGCGGCAUUGCGGGAUGGAGAAGGAGAGGAAGCAGGGGUUCUUCGCCGCGCUCAAGGAGGAGGUGGUGCGGGGGCUGUCGCCAGCGAGGUCACGGGGGAAGUCCCCGGCGAGGAGUGCGUCGCCGGCCAGGAUGUUGAUCCCGCGCCGGCGCAAGACCCCGCCGCCACCGCCGCCGGAGAAGGUGCUGCAGCAGUACUUGGGGGAGCAGCUCAUCGCGCGCUCCGGCAGCCUGCGCCCUGGCGGGGAGGCCCUCGCGCCGCUCAUUGAGGGGCCCGACGCUGAGCGCCUCGCCGCCGGCGACCCCGACGGCGAGGACUCCGGCCGGCGGGAGGGGUUCGGAAACUGGGUCCGCUGCCACCUGACGCGCACGCCGUCCAUAGCCUCCUCCUCCGCCGGCCCCGGCGGAUCGAGCGGCUCGUUCCGGCGGUCCGACCUCCGCCUCCUCCUCGGCGUCAUGGGCGCGCCGCUCGCGCCCAUCCCGUCCAAGGUGGCCGAGCCGCUGCCUCUCCUCUCCAUCAAGGGGACCCCCAUUGAAUCGUCGUCCGCGCAGUACAUCCUGCACCAGUACACGGCGGCGUCGGGCGGCUACAAGCUGCUGCAGUUGGUGAGGAACGCGUACGCGAUGGGCACGGUGCGGAUGGUGGCGUCCGAGUUCGAGACGGCGACGCGCGUCGUCAAGAACCGCGGUCCCAGCGGCCGCGGCGCCGCAGCCGUCGAGCAGGGCGGCUUCGUGCUCUGGCAGAUGCCCCCCGACAUGUGGUACGUCGAGCUUGCCGUCGGCGGCAGCAAGGUCCACGCCGGCUCCAACGGCCGCCUCGUCUGGCGCCACACCCCCUGGCUCGGCGCCCACGCCGCCAAGGGCCCCGUCCGCCCCCUCCGCCGCGUUCUCCAGGGCCUUGAUCCGCUCACCACGGCGGGGCUGUUCGCGGAGGCGCGGUGCGUCGGCGAGAAGAAAGUGAACGGCGAGGACUGCUUCAUCCUGAAGCUGACGGCCGACCCGCAGACUUUGAAGCUGCGCAGCGAGGGGCCGGCGGAGAUCAUCCGGCACGUUCUGUUCGGCUACUUCAGCCAGCGCACCGGUCUGAUCGUGCACAUCGAGGACUCGCACCUCACCCGCAUCCAGCCGCACGUCGGUGGUGACGCUGUCUACUGGGAGACCACCAUCAGCUCCGCCCUGGAGGACUACCGCCCGGUGGAGGGCAUCAUGAUCGCGCACGCGGGUCGCUCCGCCGUGACGCUGUUCCGGUUCGGCGAGGCCGCCAUGAGCCACACCAAGACGCGGAUGGAGGAGGCCUGGAGCAUCGAGGAGGUGGCAUUCAACGUCCCGGGCCUGUCCGUGGAUUGCUUCAUCCCGCCCGCUGACAUCCGGUCCGGCUCCGUGGGCGAGGCCUGCGAGCUGCCGGCGCACGGCGAGCGCGCCAAGACUGGCGCCGUGCACCCCGCGCGCGUCUCCACCGUGGAGCGCGCGCCCGCCCGCAAUGCCAAUGCCAAUGCCGGCGUCAGAGGCCGAGGCGAGAAGUUAGUGUGGAGAGUGGAAGUGUGAGUGUGAGGAAGCGCAUCAGUUAGCUGAAGUGCUAGAGAGAAUUAAACCAAGUCCAAUCUGUUCAUACUGGAGUUUAAUUUUCCUCAGCCCAACGAAUCAAAUUACUAACUUGUUGCAUCGAGAGCUGGUUUAGAUUUCUGUAAAUAGGAGCAUAAAUGAUCCUAGGCCACUCAUGCCUUCUCCUCUGGCCUGGAUGAACCAUUAUCCUCUGAAUGCAGAAUUUUUAGAGCCAACGUCCCCUGCCUGAAUCCCUAUUCUUGUAGGCCUUGAGAGCUGUACUAAUCAAGGUCUCUUGACCUUUCAUGUUACUGCCAUUUCUUGGUAUCAGUACUUGACAGCCCUGAUACCUAGUACCAACGCUCAAUUUGUGUUUGGUGCUUCUGCAAACCCCUCCAAAAGGAGCGGAGAAGAGCUGAAAACUCCACUGCUUGUCUUCAUCAUGUAAUGCU